CACGCAGGCGUGUUGUGUUUGGGUGGGGAGGGGACAGAGAUGUUGAGCAGAGCAGCCUAAAGCAUCCUUAUUCACCUACAGUAGUUCCAGCUCUCCUAGGAAGGAAUUAACCUGUUCCUGUCCCAUUGCAGACACCUCCCUGUGAGCCCACACCCCUCCCUUCCUCCAGCCACCCCUUAGCAUCCCAUCCUCAUCCUGCACUGCACACAGGACUAAGUGCCUUGACACCCAGCCUGCAGAGAAGGGUACAUUUUUGUAUUGCUCUUCUCCCUUCUCCUGUCUCCUGGUCCUUCCCCAAGCAUCAUGUCUGCAGGGGGAGAUUUUGGAAACCCACUGAGGAAAUUCAAGCUGGUAUUUCUUGGAGAACAAAGUGUUGGAAAGACUUCCCUCAUCACUAGGUUUAUGUAUGACAGUUUUGACAACACAUAUCAGGCUACAAUUGGAAUAGACUUUCUCUCAAAAACAAUGUAUCUAGAGGAUCGGACGGUCAGGCUGCAACUGUGGGACACUGCCGGUCAGGAGAGGUUCCGGAGCCUCAUACCCAGUUAUAUCCGGGAUUCCACUGUGGCUGUAGUGGUUUAUGACAUCACAAAUCUGAAUUCCUUCCACCAAACAUCAAAAUGGAUUGAUGAUGUCAGAACAGAAAGAGGAAGUGAUGUCAUUAUAAUGCUAGUUGGAAAUAAGACAGAUCUUGCAGAUAAAAGGCAGAUCACUAUAGAGGAGGGAGAACAAAGGGCAAAGGAACUGAGUGUCAUGUUUAUUGAAACCAGCGCCAAAACCGGAUACAAUGUUAAACAGCUGUUUCGUCGAGUGGCCUCUGCCCUGCCUGGUAUGGAGUGCGCCGAAGAGAAAAGCAAGGAUGGAAUGAUUGACAUUAAACUUGACAAACCCCAAGAACCUCAAGUGGCGGAUGCCGGAUGUUCUUGCUAAUCAGAAAUGGAAGAUGGAUCAUCUGCCCUAGGCCAUGUGCUCAGCCCAAGAUGCUUCCUAUUGGUUAGCCAGGAAAAACAAACAUUCAGAAACCACAUCUAGAGAUUGUCAAGACCCUCCACUGCUCCUGAUGAUGACCGCUUCCCUUGUUUGUGUUCUUUUUGAUUUGCCUCAAGUCUUGUUGCCGAACCCUCUCUCUCCCUCUGUUGAUCAAUGCACUUCAACUCCACUUUACGUCCUUUAUUUAUACCUCCCCGUGCUCACAUACACAGUCAUUUCUGCAUUCACCUUACUCAUUAGAAUUACACAAAUAAUCUUUGAAACAUAAAGCACAUCACAUCUUCACUACUUUGUCAUCCACAGUCUAGACGCUAGAGAACUAUUCACAAACAAUUGAUUGUAAAAUAUUUAAGAUAAUAUGCUCAUCAACUUCUCUAAAUUGAGACAUGAGGUAGAUAUACAUAUUUUAAAUCCAUUAUAUAAGAAAUGCUCUCUACAUGUCAUUCAUUUCUUCUAUAAAAACACAACCACACCGCAUUAGACCUCUCACCCUUCCCUUCAGAAGUCAAUGAAAAAAAAUCUGCCUUUAACGCGGUUAUUAACACAUUUUGUUUCUCACUGUUUUGUUGUAAUAUAUAAUAAUUGUACUUUAUUAAAAUUGCCAAAAACUA
Messenger RNA from Pelobates fuscus (common spadefoot toad), 1601 nucleotides. It is a transcript of the gene RAB6B, whose product is annotated as RAB6B, member RAS oncogene family. The transcript has 8 exons. The record is from RefSeq and is a predicted model, not a curated record. Gene Ontology annotation, molecular function: GTPase activity; GTP binding. The coding region runs from base 304 to 930 and encodes 208 amino acids. Lineage: Eukaryota; Metazoa; Chordata; Amphibia; Anura; Pelobatidae. Gene Ontology annotation, biological process: vesicle-mediated transport.